Molecule: messenger RNA, 852 nt
Organism: Fonsecaea monophora
Lineage: Eukaryota; Fungi; Ascomycota; Eurotiomycetes; Chaetothyriales; Herpotrichiellaceae
Product: dephospho-CoA kinase
Exons: 1
Coding region: 1-852 (283 amino acids)
Biological process (GO): coenzyme A biosynthetic process
Molecular function (GO): ATP binding; dephospho-CoA kinase activity
Source: RefSeq, a predicted model, not a curated record
AUGCUUGUGAUCGGUCUCACAGGCUCGAUCGCAACGGGCAAAUCCACCUGCGCCCAGAUCUUGUCCUCCCCUCCGCACUCGCUGCCCUUGGUUGACGCCGACCUGCUCGCACGAAAGGCCGUGGAACCGGGCACAUGGGGAUACCGGCGCAUAGUCGCGACCUUUGGUCCCACCACACCCGACCUCCUCCUCCCCGCCUCGGAUCCCCAGUGCGGUGGAAAUGAAGACGGGCCGAACGGGAAGGGAAGACCGCUGAACAGACCUGCGCUGGGGAGAAGGGUUUUUGGCAACACAGAGGAGAGGAUACGCGACCGGAAGAAGCUGAACGCCAUCGUCCACCCCGCGGUGCGGUUCCUGAUGGCCCGCGCAAUGCUGUACUACUAUUUCCGCGGGUACUGGGCCGUCCUGGUCGACGUGCCCCUCCUGUUCGAGUCCGGCCUGGACAUCUUCUGCAGCACCGUCAUCGUCGUCGCCGUGUCGGACCCGGCGAUCCAGAUGCAACGCCUCCGAGAACGCGACCCGCAUCUCUCGCCCGAGGACGCCGAGAACAGAGUCAAAAGCCAGGUGGACGUGCGGGAGAAAGCUGCACGGUGCGAACGUCGAAACAACGGCAAGCCGAACGCGGGCAAAGGCUACGUUCUCUACAACGACGGCGAUAAGGACGAUCUCAAGCUCCAGAUCGCGGACGUCAUGGCGAAGAUCAAGUCGCAGAGUCCGCGGUGGUGGAGUCUCCUACUCCUCGUCUGCCCGCCUCUCAUGGCCACAGUCGCUUCCUGGGAAGUCCUUUGGAGCUGGUACGCGCGGCGAAAGACCAUCAAGGAGAGAGGUGAAGAAAUGGCCAAGCCGAAAUGA